GCAGUAGUUGAGCGCAAGUACAUAUCGAUACGUGUCGUGUAUUUUUGACAGUACAUUAUGACGGUCAAUUGAUGGUCAUCGAGGCGCGACAACGUACUGUACCCGACAUUUUUUUUCCCCGGGUAUAAAACGUUCGAAAAGAAGAAUAAAGGAAGAAAGAAAAGAGGGACAGAGAUAUAUCUGUAAAUAAGAGGAAGAUCCGUGACAUGAGAGAGCUGCGAUAGUAACGGCCGUAACGGCGAGCGAAAAAAUGUACUGUACGACGCUCGGGAGAUGCUUUUGCAGGAGGGACGCGGUAAGGGCCCUGAGCACCGGCGAAGUUUCCACCGCACUGAGGCCUUUUUAUUUCACUGUUCAUCCCGACCUCUUUGGCCAGUAUCCCACACAAAGGACAGUGAAUGAGAAUUCUUUGAAGCAAUUGAGUUCAAUCUUAGAAACUCUGCAACAGAAGCAACCUAUACGGCCGACCAUUUUACCCUUUUACUUGCGCUCUAAAGAUGAGAAAGAAGUGAGAGCUGGUAAAUUUACACUUGUGAAAAUACAAUUGAAAGAAAAAGAUCUAAGACAAGCAAUACUAUCUAUUUUAAAAACAUGCGAUCUACCUACGACAUUUGUCGAUAAAAUUGAGGAACAGAAGCCUUCUAUCACAAAGUACAAAUCCAGAUUUUGGCAACGUGCAUAUUAUGGAGAAAGGAUAGAUUUCUCAGAAUUGGAGGAUGAUCCCAUUUAUGCAUCGAUAAUCAUGAAACGAAAGAUUAAUGCAGAACCAGAUACGUUAAAGGCUUAUUUGGACAAACACAUCAAUGAGGUGCAUGUUAAGUUGGAAGCAUGCAGAUCAAUGAGGGAGGAAGUGGAGAAAUUGGAGAAGAUAUUGUGCAGUAUUUUGGGUUUAAAGAAUAUUAUAUGGGACUGCGGUUGGAAUAUCGCUCAUUAUCGUGGUUGUUUAUUAGCUUUCCAGGCUUUAGCCGAACACCACCCAGAAUCGAUGGAGGUGUUAAAGAAUCGGACUCUCGUAUUCGCAAACGACACUGGUAUCAGCCUGGAAGGUAAUGUUAUGCUAAACUCUGGAGAAGUCAGGCACAAUUGGCUCGAUGUAAUAAGAAAUCACGACGCUGUAUUAUUGAAAUUGCCAGCAUUUGAGAAGGCAGUGUCCCAAGUACUCCUCGAUAUUAAAGUCGGUCGACGGAAAUUCAUGCCUAAAGUGAUGGUCGGCCAGUAUGAACGACAAUUACGACAACUCACGACUACACUCUCAGAUUACCGUGGCAAGAGAAAGUAUCCGAGUUCUUGGCCAGACAGUCUAUCGGCCUACGAAAUUGUCAUCGAAGCUGAAGCAGGUCCAUUGAUGCUGUCGCCGACUGGACAAUUCAUCGUGCCAUCAUCAUGUCCAAGCUUUCUCUUGGUGAAUUUCAUUACUGAGAAUUUAGAAGAGGCUACAAAGAGAUUACAUCAUUAUAAUAACAUAAAGCAUGUAGAACGAGAACUUCAUCGUAAAACCAUCAAAGAAUUAGGUUUAACUGCACUCAACAAGGAUGAUAGCAUCACACCAGAUCUGAUGAUACAAUGCUGCGAGCGACUGCUUUUAUACAAAAAACAUCUAGCACCAUCCCUCGAGGGCGUUAUGCUUUGGGUUACUCAUUAUUAUUCUGUUAUGAGUGACGGUGUUCUUUGUGUGCCAUGGGAUUGGAAAUUCUAAAAAACGAAAUAUAUUAUCGUUAUUAAGCUAUAAUAAUAAGCAAAUACAUCGCGCCAUAAAUUUCGACAUUGCGAAUAUUUUAUAAAUCUCAAGAUUUACAGGAUACAUAUAAAUGAUGCAAUUAAAUGAUUCUAACGAUUUAGAGCAAAUAAUUAUAUGUAUUCAUGUAUUUAUAAGAGAUAAACUAUUAUAAUAAUUAAAACAUUGUAAUAGUCAAUACACUAUUACAGUAGUUACUAACAUAUUUUAAAUGUUAACUCUCGCUGAAAUUAUUAUACUACUAUUAUUUAUGUUACUCUUCUAAUUUCAUAAGAAUAGUCAGUGACAAAUUCCUGCAAAAACAUCUGUUACAUGUGCAACUAAAAAAAAAAAAGAAAAU
Molecule: messenger RNA, 2075 nt
Organism: Formica exsecta
Lineage: Eukaryota; Metazoa; Arthropoda; Insecta; Hymenoptera; Formicidae
Product: T-cell activation inhibitor, mitochondrial
Exons: 8
Coding region: 251-1696 (481 amino acids)
Cellular component (GO): mitochondrion
Source: RefSeq, a predicted model, not a curated record